Molecule: messenger RNA, 1544 nt
Organism: Aspergillus wentii DTO 134E9
Lineage: Eukaryota; Fungi; Ascomycota; Eurotiomycetes; Eurotiales; Aspergillaceae
Product: NAD(P)-dependent alcohol dehydrogenase
Exons: 5
Coding region: 214-1296 (360 amino acids)
Biological process (GO): alcohol metabolic process
Molecular function (GO): zinc ion binding; alcohol dehydrogenase (NADP+) activity
Source: RefSeq, a predicted model, not a curated record
UGAAUGGAGUCACAGGAUUGCUGGCGAUAGUUCACCCGUUUAGAGGGCCCACGGCCUAAGAGGAGGGGAAGUGAUUGUCCGAGUGUAGGGUUGGCUGAGUGUUCUAUAAAGAUCAACUAGCCCUGUUUGUUCUGCUUCUGAUUUAAUUUAUUUCAGUCUUCAAUUACUUUCCUGUCUCUGUCUUCUUCUUGCAACACCUCGCCACAAUUGAAUAUGCCUUACCCUGAGGAAGCUGAGGGAUUCCAAGUGGAUAGCCCUGAUACUUUCACUAACUUCCAAAAGAGAUUCUUCAAGCUGAAGCCGUUUGGUGAUUAUGAUGUCGACAUUAAAAUCGAAGCUUGCGGUGUUUGUGGAAGUGAUGUACACACCAUCAGCGGUGGAUGGGGAGACCAAAAGUUCCCUCUUUGUGUUGGACAUGAAAUCGUCGGCAGAGCAAUCCGAGUUGGCCCCAAAGUGACACUGAUCAAGGAAGGACAACGCGUAGGCGUUGGAGCCCAGUCGUACUCGUGCGGUGAAUGCAAACAGUGCAAGAACGAGAACGAAACCUACUGCCCCAUCCAGAUGAUGGACACAUAUGGCUCCGAAUGGCCCGACACCGGCAUCGUCAGUCAGGGAGGAUACUCGUCGCAUGUGCGCACCCACGAACACUGGGUCUUCCCUAUCCCCGAUGCCCUCGACAGCAACCUCGCCGCCCCCAUGCUCUGUGCCGGACUGACGGCCUAUUCCCCGCUGGUGCGCAACGGAGCAGGGCCUGGAAAAAAGGUUGGAGUCGUAGGAUUGGGAGGGAUUGGGCACUUUGGAGUCAUGUUCGCCAAAGCCCUUGGGGCAGAGACCUGGGCGAUCUCACGGUCCCGGGCCAAGGAGGCAGAUGCACGGAAACUCGGGGCAGAUGGCUAUAUCGCCACUGCGGAGGAGGGGUGGGAGCAGGCGCAUCUGUUCUCAUUCGAUCUGAUCAUCAACUGUGCCAACUCAUCAGAGGGGUUCGAUCUGGCCAAAUACCUGUCCAUGAUGGAUGUGCAUGGCCGUUGGGUCAGCGUCGGUCUGCCCGAGGAAGAAGGCCAGGUCAUCAAGGCACAAAACCUGAUCCAGAACGGCGUGUUGAUUGGCGCAAGUCAUCUGGGAAGUCGACGGGAGAUGUUGGAGAUGCUGCAGCUGGCGGCAGACAAGGGAUUGAAGAGUUGGGUGGAGGAGCUUCAGAUCGGCGAGGAGGGGCUGAAGGAGGCGAUGUUGCGGAUGAAAAAGGGCGACGUGCAUUAUCGGUUUACGCUGACGGGAUAUGAGAAGGUGUUUGGAUAGAUGCAAGUCAGAGUAAUUAGAAUGAAGAAUGCGGUUUAUAUUUCUGUGGCCUCAAGGUACUCGCGAUGACUGUCGAUCAAAGGAUGAAGACGCAUACAGGACUAGUGGACGAUGAUUUGCAUUCCCCACGGGGAUCAAGCGGGGUAUCGUCGUACACCAGACAAUUGCUAUUGUCGUUCUUAUUAUGAUAAUAAUAAUAUUAAGAAGACCAGAUCAAUCAGUGAAGCUAUUAAAAUGUCUCAUGCCCA